Molecule: messenger RNA, 1992 nt
Organism: Osmia lignaria (orchard mason bee)
Lineage: Eukaryota; Metazoa; Arthropoda; Insecta; Hymenoptera; Megachilidae
Gene: Vta1
Product: vesicle trafficking 1
Biological process (GO): late endosome to vacuole transport via multivesicular body sorting pathway
Cellular component (GO): multivesicular body
Source: RefSeq, a predicted model, not a curated record
UCGAUGGGUUCUUCUGAUCGUAGCGAUCAUUGUAACAAAGUUCAUUGAUAAAAUUGAACUGUAUCGUUGUUCCCGUGUUUCAAUGAAAAAGCGAAAACUUAAUUCGCUUUUAAACUAAAUGUAAUUUAAUAUAAAAAAUAGUGUUAAACAGCAUUCAUAAUAUGCGCGUAAUUUUCAAAAAACCUCGCCAGCAUUUACUGAUUUUGAGACCGCAAAACCGAUUAGCUGGUAAAAUUCUUGUCGCGUUUUCAUGAUUUAUACAGAUUUUUCUUGAGUUUCCGGAAGAUCAGAAAAGUUAAAAAAAAUUUAUUUCGCAUAAAUAUAUUAACACGAGCGAUAUUUUAAUAUUGAAGUUAAUAUAUCAAGAAGAAGAAACUGAAAAUACACAUACUAUACAGUAUGCGCUCUGUCAUAAUAUUGUCAAUUUUGUCACAAGUUAACACUCGCAAGCGCAAGUGAUACGAUUUCGCUAAAGCGUAAUAUAUAUAUAGGUAAUCUAUAAUAUACAGAAAAGUUGACAGAUAUUUAUAGAAGAGCAAUAAUAUUCUACAUAAAUACAAGAUAAUCAUAUUUAAUCGCUACAAGAAGAGGAUAAAUAAUAUUACAUUUGCAUUUAGACAGAAUGCAAUCAUAAUAUAGUAAUUAUUAAAGUAAAGAGUGGAAGAAAGAAGAGAAAAGAGAAUUUAUUUAGGUAAUAUCAAUCUGUCAUCAUGGUUGGACCUGAUUUACCAGAAAUUCCAGCAUCUUUGAAAACUAUACAACAGUACUUGAAAAUAGCAGCAACCCAUGAUCAACGCGAUCCUGUAGUUAGUUAUUGGUGUCGUUUAUACGCGCUCCAAACGGGUUUGAAACUUUCAACAAAGAGCCCAAAAGAGACAAACUUUCUAAUGAAAUUAAUGGAUUGGUUAGAAACGACUAAAAAAGAGUUGCGGGACAACGAAGCUAUCACGAACGAUGUUGCCGCACAGGCACAUCUCGAAAAUUGGGCAUUGAAGCUUUUCCUUUACGCGGAUAAAAAUGAUAGAGAGGGCAAUUUUGGCAAGAAUAUAAUACAAAGCUUUUUCACCGCUGGAUUACUGUACGACGUAUUAACUACUUUCGGUGAAUUGACCGAGGAAGCUGCGCAAAAUAGAAAAUACGCGAAAUGGAAAGCGGCGUACAUUCACAAUUGUUUGAAAAACAAUGAAACACCUGUACCAGGACCGAUGCCAGAUGACGCUGAAAAUGUUGAUUUUGAUAGUAAUGCAAGUCCAGAUAGUGGUGAAACAACAACGAAACCAAAAGGAGACGAAACACCAUCACGUUCGAACGAAUUGAUCGAUAUUCAUGAUAAUGAUUCGUCUAGCGAGGUACCCGAUAGGAGUAACAAAGGAAACGUUGGACAGUGGUCCUCUGAAGAUAAAGAUUAUAAUGUGGCGAUGAAAACAGAAGGAGGAGUUGAUUUGUCCGUAGAAGAUAUAAGUAAAGCACAAAAAUUAAUCAAGUGGGCCGGAAGUGCUUUGAAUUACGACGAUGUGCCUACAGCUAUACUAAAUCUUCAGAAGGCUCUAUGUCUUUUAAGGACUGGCCAAGAAGAGGCAUGAUGGAAAACAUGAUUGAAUAUAUUGUAUCUCUUUCGACGCUUUAUAACUUUAGCAGCAAAUUAUUCUAACUCCAAGUUCACGAAACAGCAUCGACUAGUAUCGCGUGAAGACAGUAACAUAAAUAUGAGAAUAUGAAAAUAUGCGAAAAUAUUUAACUGAUGCGAAAGUAAAAAUAAUAAGUUAUUUAUUGAAUUGUUUACAUCAUUGCAGCCACGCCGAACAUAUUAAAGGUAUUUUUUAAAUAUCAUGUUAUUUUGUUUUAUGUAAAAUCGGCGUUCGUAUUUAAACUUGUUAUUACUGAAAUGUAUCGUCGAAACUGAGUAGCACAAUGUGAGUGCACGUUUACAGAUUCGUGGUAAAACUGUAAUAUCUUCUUUCGCUUAUACUUAUAAAGAAUGGUAUCGAGAAA